AUCAGUUCGUAGGAUUCCCGUGUAAUUUUACACCCAGAUAUAACAUGUUUGUCACAAGUGACAUGCAACCAAAGCUGGCAGCACAUUUAGGCAAGUUUUGAAUGGGAUAACCAUGCAAAUUGGCAACUUUAUCUAAUUCAGUUGUGGCUUGAGAAUAGGUGAAAAAGUCGUGAUUUUUCUGUGGCAACGAUAAGAGUCCCGUGAACCAACUGGGCCCCCAACUGUCUCGUCUCCCCAAUCCUCAAACGAGAAGAUGACCAAUUAAAAAAUAAAAGCAAAAUAAAACAACAACAUAGAGAAAAUGACAAGUAAAAAAAUAAAGCUGUAUUUUUCUCUUAUUUUAAUUAACUAGUUCCUUCCUUCUUGUGAUUCUCCAUUCCUAAAGUUACAUAUCUUUCCUUUUAAAUAAUGCUGCUGGUUUGCAGUUCACUUGUUUUUCCAUGAACAACAUUAAGAGCCUUAGCACUUACCUACUAUAAAAAUGUUGGGUGUGUCAACAAGAAAAUAAAUAAAACCAUCAAGAGGGCUCGCAAAAGUUUUCACUUGUGUGCCUGCUCGUUUUCAUUCUUCAGAAAAAGUCUGACAACUUAAAAGAGUGUCGCUUUUUAUCAUUCUUUCAUCUGUUUUUCUCUUUUCAGAGUUUUCACCACGAUGUCUUGGUUUUGGACAAUAUUAUUUCUCACUUUUGCAUUUAGUAGUAACUGUACGGAGGCUAAGCAUCACAAGAAACCAUCAUCAGCUGUGGUUGUGGGCACUGUGUUUUGUAACACAUGCUUUCAGCAGAAUAUUCCCAAGGCCAUCCACUUCAUUCAAGGUGCAUCUGUUGCAGUGGAAUGCAAGGACAAAAGCUCAAACCCAAGCUUCAAACAGCAAGUCAAAACAGACAUCCACGGAGAGUUCAAAGUCAAACUCCCUUUCCCUGUCAGCAAGCACGUCAAGAAAAUCAAAACCUGCACUGUAAAACUCAUCAGCAGCAACAAACCAUACUGCUCCAUAGCAGCCAGCGCCACCACGUCAUCCACCCUCCAUCAAAAAUCAAGGACACAGAAAACCCACAUUUACUCCGCCGGCUUCUUCACAUUCAAGCCCUUUAACCAGCCUGCAGUUUGUGACCAGAAGCCAAGCAUCCAUACAAACCAAAACAAAAUAUCACCAAUUUCAAACCCUAAUGACCCUGCUUUCUUACCUCCAAUUCAAGACCCUCCGGCCACUGGCAGCCUCCUCCCGCCAUUGCCAGAGCUCCCCCAGCUGCCGCCACUCCCACAAAUUCCAUUUCUGCCCCCGAAAAUGCUUAAAACAGAACUAUCAGACAAUAAUCGAGUAAAUCUACCAGAAUCUUUUCCGUUCCCAUUCAAUCCACCGAGCAUUUUCCCGCCAAACCCUUUCCAGCCACCACCUUCUGUAAUCCCGCCAAUCUUUCCAAAUCCACCUCCUUCGAUUUUCCCGCCAAUUUUCCCUACACCGCCUUCGCCGCCGUUUUUUCAGCUGCCGCCAGUUCCGGGCCUUACGCCAUCACCGCCGCCACCUCCACCGCCCGUCUUUCCAUUCCCUCUACCGCCCUUUCCCGGAUUCCCGGGGCCCGGGGUUCCGCCAGCUGAGAUGAAGCCGUAAAACAAGCUCCUCUUCAUGUUGUUAUUUGUUCUGCUACUAUCAGUCCAGUCAUGUGUCUGUAAGUAUAGUUUGAGUCAUACUCCUAAUAAAGUGAUCUACUUCCAUCACUUGUGGGUAUUUUUCUUGUCAAAUUUAAUUUCUUCACUGCAUUCUACAUAUAUUUUGAAGGAUUAUCAACAGAAUUCCUGAGCUGCAACAUGUUCCUACCUUGUUUAUUUUUAGUUUUUACCUUUUUCUCCCCCACGAUAAAUUUGAGAAAUGAUUAUAUCAAGGCCAAUCACAGUAAAAUGUGUUCAUUCAACACAUAUAAGAAACUCAACCACACUCAAACCAACUACCGAGUCUUAGUAUAGUCCAUUAAUCUCCUACCACAUCAACAAAUAGAUAUAUUUAACAGUGCCCAUCGUGUGCACAAGAGGGAAGGUCGGCAAACUUAAGCUCUCAAUCAAAAGUUCUACUAUUUCAAGUGAACAGAC
This is a messenger RNA of Striga asiatica, 2087 nucleotides long. The record is from the annotation of a GenBank genome assembly. NCBI's taxonomy places the organism in Eukaryota, Viridiplantae, Streptophyta, Magnoliopsida, Lamiales, Orobanchaceae.